This is a messenger RNA of Scophthalmus maximus (turbot), 2636 nucleotides long. Its product is annotated as extracellular calcium-sensing receptor-like. The record is from RefSeq and is a predicted model, not a curated record. Bases 109 to 2553 code for a protein of 814 amino acids. Gene Ontology annotation, cellular component: membrane. The transcript has 8 exons. Gene Ontology annotation, molecular function: G protein-coupled receptor activity. Gene Ontology annotation, biological process: G protein-coupled receptor signaling pathway. Lineage: Eukaryota; Metazoa; Chordata; Actinopteri; Pleuronectiformes; Scophthalmidae.
GCUUUGCACGGUUCUGGGGUUGGUCUGAAUCAAAGGGCUCGGCUCAGUGCUGUGGCUUCAUCCGUGAAAUGUAAGCUGCAGGGAACUGCUCAUCUACCUGCGUUCUCAAUGGACGGUGACUAUGUGAUUGGGGGUGUUUUCUCAAUACACAACUACAUGUACGCCGAGAGACAUGACUUCUCCACUAUGCCCGAACCACUAAGGUGCACAGGGAGCAUUGACUCCCGUGAACUGCGCUUCUCACGCUCAAUGGCCUUCGCCAUCGAGGAGAUCAAUGACAGCACAAAUCUGCUGCCGGGCAUCAGGCUCGGUUAUCAGAUCUACGACUCCUGCGCCUCGGUGCCCAUGGCGGUGCAUUUGGCAUUCCAGCUUUCAAAUGGCCUCGACCCGGAAUUUAACACCAACAACAACUGCUCACAAUCUGGUAUGGUGAUGGCCGUCGUUGGUGAGUCUGGUUCCACGCCAUCCAUCAGCAUGUCGCGCGUCUUUGGGCCUUUUAAUAUUCCUCAAGUGAGCCACUAUGCCACUUGUGCCUGCUUGUCCAAUAAGCAGCAGUACCCAAGUUUCUUUAGAACAAUCCCCAGUGACCAGUUCCAGGCUAAUGCGCUGGCCAGACUGGUGAAACACUUUGGCUGGACUUGGAUAGGUGCUGUCCGCUCGGAUUCGGAUUAUGGCAAUAACGGCAUGGCAUCUUUCUUGGAUGCAGCCAACAAGGAGGGGAUCUGUGUGGAAUACUCCGAAGCUUUCUAUCGAACCCACCCACGCAGCAAGAUCCAGAGAGUGGCUGAUGUUAUCCGCAGGUCAACAGCUGUGGUUGUUGUGGCAUUUGCAGCCCCUGGAGAUAUGAGGAUCCUUUUGGAAGAGCUGUCGCGGGAGCCUUCCCCUCCUCGCCAGUGGAUAGGCAGUGAGGCCUGGGUAACCGACCCAGGAAUGCUGAGGUUCAACUUCUGUGCCGGAGCCAUUGGAUUUGGCAUCCAGCAGUCUGUCAUCCCCGGUCUAAGAGACUUCCUGCUGGAUCUGUCUCCAACUAAAGUGGCUGCGUCCCCAGUGCUGACGGAGUUCUGGGAGACUGAAUUCAACUGCAGGUUGGGCAAAAGUGCAGGCACAGGCAAGAGUUUGUGUGAUGGAACUGAGGACAUACAGACACUACGGAGCCCAUACACUGACACGUCUCAGCUCCGAAUCACCAACAUGGUGUACAAGGCCGUUUAUGCCAUUGCACAUGCCAUUCAUAACGCAGUGUGCCACAAAACAAAUUCUACAACUGAGUGUGACAAAUUCACCCGGAUAGAGUCCGAACAGGUUCUUACUCAGCUGAAGACUGUAAGUUUUUCACAAAAUGGUUACGAUGUGUCGUUUGAUGCUAACGGAGAUCCUGUGGCCACAUAUGAGCUGAUCAACUGGCAAAAACGUGAGAGUGGCAGCAUUGAAUUGGUGACGGCAGGACACUACAACGCAUCUCUGCCAGUAGGCCAGGAAUUCCAUAUCAACAGGAACCUCACCUGGGUGGAGGGUAGCACACAAGUGCCCAUGUCAGUGUGCACUGACAGCUGUCCUCCAGGAACUCGCAAAGUGUUACAGAAAGGAAAGCCAAGCUGCUGUUAUGAUUGUAUACCCUGUCCUGAGGGAGAUAUAAGCAACGCUACAGAUUCUCCUGAUUGCUUCCCUUGUCCCCAGGAGUUCUGGCCUAAUGCAGAGAAAAACUCAUGCUUCCCCAAGCCUGUAGAGUAUCUUUCCUACCAUGAGGUCCUGGGGAUCAUCCUGGCUGCGUUCUCAGUUGGUGGUGCCUGUCUUGCCAUGAUAACAGCAGCUGUGUUCUUUCGUCACAAGACGUCCCCGAUUGUCAGGGCCAACAACUCUGAGCUGAGCUUCCUGCUGCUCUUCUCACUGACUCUGUGUUUCCUAUGUUCCUUAACUUUCAUGGGGGUGCCAUCUGUGUGGUCCUGCAUGCUGCGCCACACAGCGUUUGGCAUCACCUUCGUCCUCUGCAUCUCUUGCAUUCUUGGUAAAACUAUUGUGGUGUUAAUGGCUUUCAAAGCAACACUUCCAGGUAGCAGUGUCAUGAAAUGGUUUGGUCCUCCACAGCAGAGGAUGACUGUAGUGUUCUUCACCUUUAUUCAAGUUUUGAUAUGUACUGUUUGGUUGGUUGUUAGUCCCCCUUUUCCAAUGAAAAACCUAACCACAUACAAGGAGAGAAUCAUCCUGGAGUGUGCAUUAGGUUCAGCUAUUGGGUUCUGGGCUGUGCUCGGCUACAUAGGCCUUCUGGCAGUCUUUUGCUUUGUGUUAGCCGUCCUAGCUCGGAAGCUACCUGAUAAUUUUAAUGAAGCAAAGCUUAUAACCUUCAGCAUGCUGAUAUUCUGUGCAGUCUGGCUCACCUUUAUCCCAGCCUAUGUCAGCUCUCCGGGAAAAUUUACUGUGGCUGUGGAGAUAUUUGCCAUUCUGGCCUCCAGUUUUGGACUAAUUCUAUGUAUAUAUGCUCCAAAGUGUUUCAUCAUAUUGUUUAAACCAGAGAAGAACACCAAGAAACACCUACUGAACAAAUAUCAACCCUAGUACAUCUGAGGUUUGGAUAUACAAUGUAUAAGAUGGAAGAAUUUACAGUUUGGUUAAACAGUGCACUAGUUUGUUUGAAUUUU